AUGGGAGGGGCCGGGGUGGUCCGCGGCGGGCCGUACGAGGUGCUGGUGUCGACGAGGAACCAGGAGCUCGCGGAACGGAUCAAGUUGCUGUUCGACGACGCCGAGACGAGGCCCGUGGUGUGUCCUGCGGCGGAGUUCGGCAGCUCGAUGGAAGUGCUGACGUUCCCCGGCAUGACGCGUCGCACGGCUCUCUGCCUCGUCCUGGUCAAGGGCGUGACGGCGGACCCCCGCGAGUUCGCUGCAUGGCUCACUGGGCCAGCAGAGAGGACUGUGCUGCGGCACUGCAAGGGCUUCUUCGUCCUCCACGCCGCCGGAACGUGGUGCCCGACCCUCGAAGACGCCCUCAAUGACAUCGCGGCACGCUACCCCAAGGACGUCCCGACGCGCCUCCACUGCUACCCGUUCGCGGCACGGGCCGCCUGGCUCCCCAAGCUCGCGUACGACGUCGGCAUCACGCUCUCGACGCUGGGCGACGCCGCGACGCUCCAGAUCGUCGAGGUUCCCGGGCGCGGCGUGCACUGGUGGGCCGUGCGCGCCGCCGACGCCGCCUGCGCCUGGCGACCCCCCGUCGGCUUCGCUGCACUCCCCCCGGGGGUCUCGCGCGCUGCCGCCAAGGUCCUGGACGCGCUCGCGGUCGCGGACGCGAUCGAUCCGGAGGCGGCCCGCGCCGCGCGGGACGGCUGGGCGAUCGACGUCGGCGCGGCGCCCGGCGCGUGGACGCAGCACCUCGCGGCGCGGUACAAGUGCGUCGUCGCGAUUGACCCGUCGCCGCUCGAGGACAGCGUGGCGGCGCUGCCCGGCGUGGCGCAGGUGCGCGCGAUGGCGGGGCGCGGGUGCCAGGCGAGCGGCGGCGACUGGGACGAGGUGCGCGGGCGCGUGCUGGCCGCGGCGGCGGAGGGGGGUGUUCCGGGAGGGAGUUUGGCGUCGUGCGUGGCGUGCGACGUCAACGCGGUGCCGAACGACGUGGUGAGCGUGCUGCAGCACGUGCUGCCGCUGGUGCGGCUUGGGGGCUUGGUCGUAGUGACGCUGAAGUUCCUGGGGCGCGGCGCCGGGCACGGGAUCGGUGCGGGGGGGCUGCUGCGGGGCCUGGGGGAGGGGUGGGUGGAGCGGGCGAAGUGCGUGUGGCUGAUGAGCAACACGCAGCGGGAGCGGACGAUGGUGGCGUGGCGGGGCGAGCGGACGAGCGCUGCGUGGACGCCAUGUGGCGUCCCACGCAGCGCCGCGUGGACAGCCGUGGACGGCGGAGAGGGGAGUAUUGCAGGGGGGGGCUGA
Molecule: messenger RNA, 1272 nt
Organism: Pedinophyceae sp. YPF-701
Lineage: Eukaryota; Viridiplantae; Chlorophyta; Pedinophyceae
Source: the annotation of a GenBank genome assembly